Messenger RNA from Lepus europaeus (European hare), 2713 nucleotides. It is a transcript of the gene SPTLC1, whose product is annotated as serine palmitoyltransferase long chain base subunit 1. Gene Ontology annotation, biological process: sphingosine biosynthetic process; ceramide biosynthetic process. Bases 45 to 1661 code for a protein of 538 amino acids. Gene Ontology annotation, cellular component: endoplasmic reticulum. Lineage: Eukaryota; Metazoa; Chordata; Mammalia; Lagomorpha; Leporidae. Gene Ontology annotation, molecular function: pyridoxal phosphate binding; serine C-palmitoyltransferase activity. The record is from RefSeq and is a predicted model, not a curated record. The transcript is spliced from 15 exons.
UCGACGUACCUGUGGCCUUCCGGAAGGAAGCCCGGCGGCUGACCAUGGCGAACGCCGCGGAGCAGUGGGUGCUGGUGGAGAUGGUACAGGCGCUGUACGAGGCUCCAGCUUACCAUCUUAUUUUGGAAGGAAUUUUAAUACUCUGGAUAAUCAGACUUCUUUUCUCAAAAACUUACAAAUUACAAGAACGAUCUGAUCUUACGCUCAAGGAAAAGGAAGAAUUGAUUGAGGAGUGGCAGCCAGAACCUCUGGUUCCUCCUGUCUCCAAAGACCAUCCUGCUCUCAACUAUAAUAUUGUUUCAGGCCCUCCGAGCCACAACAUUGUGGUGAAUGGAAAAGAAUGUAUAAACUUCGCUUCAUUUAAUUUUCUUGGCUUGCUGGAUAACCCUAGGGUGAAGGCAGCAGCCUUAGCCUCUCUGAAGAAGUAUGGUGUGGGGACCUGUGGACCUAGAGGAUUUUAUGGCACGUUUGAUGUUCAUUUGGAUUUGGAAGACCGCCUGGCCAAAUUUAUGAAGACAGAAGAGGCCAUCAUAUACUCAUAUGGAUUUGCCACCAUAGCCAGCGCUAUUCCUGCUUACUCUAAGAGAGGAGAUAUUGUGUUUGUAGAUAAAGCUGCCUGCUUUGCUAUUCAGAAAGGAUUACAGGCAUCACGUAGUGACAUUAAGAUAUUUAAACAUAAUGAUAUGGCUGACCUGGAGCGACUACUAAAAGAACAAGAGAUUGAAGAUCAAAAGAAUCCUCGCAAGGCUCGUGUGACUCGACGUUUCAUUGUAGUGGAAGGAAUAUACAUGAAUACUGGAACUAUUUGUCCUCUUCCAGAACUGGUUAAAUUAAAAUACAAAUACAAAGCAAGGAUCUUUCUGGAAGAAAGCCUUUCCUUUGGAGUCCUUGGGGAGCAUGGCCGAGGUGUCACUGAACACUAUGGAAUCAAUAUUGAUGACAUUGAUCUGAUUAGUGCCAAUAUGGAGAACUCCUUGGCUUCUGUGGGAGGUUUCUGCUGUGGAAGGUCCUUUGUCAUUGACCAUCAGCGACUCUCUGGGCAGGGAUACUGCUUUUCAGCUUCGUUACCUCCCCUGUUAGCUGCUGCUGCCAUUGAAGCCCUCAACAUCAUGGAAGAGAACCCAGGUAUUUUUGCAGUUUUGAAGGAAAAGUGCCAAAAAAUUCAUAAAGCUUUACAAGGCAUUUCUGGAUUGAGAGUGAUGGGGGAAUCCUUUUCUCCUGCAUUUCACCUGCAUCUGGAAGAGAGCACUGGGUCUCGAGAGAAGGAUGUUAAACUGCUUCAGGAAAUCGUAAAUCAGUGCAUGAACAGAAGUAUUGCAUUAACUCAGGCACGCUACUUGGACAAAGAAGAGAAGUGCCUCCCUCCUCCGAGAGGACGAGCUGGAGAGAGCUGCAGCCACCAUCAAGGAGGUGGCCCAGGCUGUCCUGCUUUAGGCCGAGCUCAGCCCUGGUGGCUCUUACCGCACGACAUGCAGAAGAACAGAGACCUCCCACAGGCCAAGGAGAGCCCUAAGGAGAACUCCAGGGUGUUUGACAGGAUUAUCACCAAACAGUGCGUAUGGACCAAGCGUGUGCCCAGGAGAAAGAAGCUGAUUAUUUUUAAAAAGAAAACACUUCUAAAAACCCAGGAACUGAUUUUUUUUUUUAAAGAGGACAGCUAAUGACAGCAUAUAACAUGUAUUUAAAUUGUGCUCUUUAGUACUGUUUAAAAGCUUUAUUACCCUCGUAUUUUGUAUUCUUUUCAUUGUCACUGUUUAAAACUGGAGCCUCAGUCUGUCUCCUCUGCCUUCUAUUGGGAAUGAUUCUGUGUGCACUCCAGAAGACUGCCCAGGGGAGGGACCGUGCGGCAGCAGAGCCAGGAGGAUGCUCGCUCCUGGUGCAGAGGGUGGAACUGAAGAUCUAACCCAGCCACAUCACGUGAAUCGAAAACCACGUAAAGGAGCACUUUGUUGUGAGAUUACUACGGACUUUUCAUUAGAUUUUAUUCCUAGAAUUUUUAUAUACACUAAAUAUUAAUGUGACACCAUUUCUAAUCUAAGCAUUCCUAACCAGAGAAUAUUCAUUAUAAUUUCUACAUAAGCAAUAAUUUAAAUCAAAUCUUAUUUUAAUAUGAUUGACCUUUGCACUUACAUGUUGACUUCUAAUCUGUUUUAAGAAGGUUAUCAUGUUGAUCCCAAAAAGAGAAACUAUAUCCUGGGUACCUUAGGGUAUCUCAGAUGUAUUUCCUUUAUAUAGAGAUGGAUUGCCUCAGGAUGUAUAACUAUAGGCUUUGCCUAAGCUCAAAGAAAUGAGAACUUUUCUUUUAAGCUUAUGAAUUUCAAAUAUAUAAGAAAGAUGUAAAGUCACUAAGAAGUUAAAUGUUUAAGCUGUGCUUUAGCUAUCUGUUUUUUCUUUAGCAAAUCAAGUUGAGUGGGUAAGGAUUUGUGAUAUGUGCUAUAAAAAUUUUGCAUAAAUAUGACACCAUUAGUCCUUCUUUUAUUAAAGGUAGAGGAAUAAAAUUAUAAAAGGUCAUUUUUAUAAUCUGUAUUCACAUUCAGAAGAGGUCGUCACCAUCUUUUUAAAUAACAUCAUUUUUUAAUGUUCAGUUUCUGUUCUUGAGUUAUUUCAUACGUAUGUGCCUUGUGAUUGCUGCUGCUUUAAAGGAUAUAGUUCUCUAGGGAUGUGAAUCUAUGUUUGUUUUUUAAUGAAAUAAACCUGCAUUCCUGAUGAUCAA